UUCUCUCAAGGUCAAUCUGAAGAGACCAUGUCCUUUCUGGGCAGAAGAUGGCCAUUGUUCAAUAAAAGACUGCCAUGUGGAGCCCUGUCCAGAGGGUCUCACUGAUGUCCUCCACUCUUUUCUCAAGUCCAAGCAAAAUUCCAGUCGGAAUUAAAGCUGGGAGUUCUAAUAAGUACUCGAAAGUAGCAAACAAUACCAAAGAAUUAGAAGAUUGUGAGCAAGCUAAUAAACUGGGAGCAAUUAACAGCACACUAAGUAAUCAAAGCAAAGAAGCUUUCAUUGACUGGGCAAGAUAUGAUGAUUCACAGGAUCACUUUUGUGAACUUGAUGAUGAGCGAUCUCCAGCUGCUCAGUAUGUAGACCUGUUGCUGAACCCGGAGCGUUACACUGGCUAUAAAGGGUCCUCCGCAUGGAGAGUGUGGAACAGCAUCUACGAAGAAAACUGUUUCAAGCCUCGAUCUGUUUAUCGUCCUUUAAAUCCUCUGGCACCUAGUCGAGGAGAAGAUGAUGGAGAAUCAUUCUACACGUGGCUGGAAGGUUUGUGUCUGGAAAAGAGAGUCUUCUAUAAGCUUAUAUCUGGACUUCAUGCUAGUAUCAAUUUACAUCUAUGUGCAAAUUAUCUUUUGGAAGAAACCUGGGGUAAACCUAGCUGGGGACCUAAUCUGAAAGAAUUUAAACGCCGCUUUGACCCUGUGGAAACUAAGGGAGAAGGUCCAAGAAGGCUUAAGAAUCUGUACUUUUUAUACUUAAUUGAGCUUCGAGCUUUAUCAAAGGUGGCCCCAUAUUUUGAGCGCUCAAUUGUUGAUCUUUACACUGGAAAUGGAGAAGAAGAUGCUAACACAAAAACCCUUCUACUGAAUAUCUUUCAAGAUACAAAGUCCUUUCCCAUGCACUUUGAUGAGAAGUCCAUGUUUGCAGGUGACAAAAAGGGGGCCAAGUCAUUAAAGGAGGAAUUUCGCUUACAUUUCAAGAAUAUCUCCCGUAUAAUGGACUGUGUUGGAUGUGACAAAUGCAGAUUAUGGGGGAAAUUGCAGACUCAGGGUCUAGGAACUGCUCUGAAGAUAUUAUUCUCGGAAAAAGAAAUCCAAAAGCUUCCAGAGAACAGCCCAUCUAAAGGCUUCCAACUCACUCGACAGGAAAUAGUUGCUCUUUUAAAUGCUUUCGGAAGGCUUUCUACAAGUAUAAGAGAGUUACAGAAUUUUAAAGUCUUAUUACAACACAGUAGGUAAUAAAGGCUUUUAUAUGUCUGAUUAGAGACAUAAUCGGACUGUGGGAAGCGUGUUGGUCUUGGACAUUCAGCAGAAGGAGACUAACCUUCAAAGACUUGAAGAAGGAAUUCUGAACUCUUAAAGAAAAAAUUAAAAUGUUCACUUGAAUAUUUAUGAUUCUUAAUAGAUUGUCAAUUAGAUAUAUUUAUAAAUGAAGUAUAUACUUUUAAAACAUGUAACAUACUAAUUCUGUGUUUAAUUUCAUAUGUUUCCAUCUGUUGAAAUAGUCUAUUCUGUUUGUUUAGAAUUGGUUUUUUCUUAUUCUGUUAUUCUUUAUUUCCAGUUGUCGGACUUAAAUGACCAUUGUAAUAAACACUGUUAGCAGUCUGUUGUGGAAAGGAGAGCUAGAGAACAAAUGUUGCUUCGGGCUAGCAUCAAUGAUAAAAAUUUAUCAGUGAUUUUUCAAACAUGUUCUUAGCCUUGCCUGAUGUCACCUUCUAUAACCCGGAAGCAUCAGUGUAAUGAAUGGCCCUUUCAGUGUAUAGUCACAGAAGGGACUGAAGAAUCCCCAGGACUUCAACUUCAGUUUCACUGGUUUUUAUUUGAGAUUUUUAGUUGCUGUUUUGUUUUGGUCUAAAGGCCCUGCUUCAGGAAAGGUGAAUGCGUACUGUCCCCUCAGCUAGCUGCCCGGCCAGAUUGCCCGUGUGUGUCGUGGGCUGCUCCAGAGGAUUCUUUACUUAGAACCUAUACUCUGUAUCUGUUUUUGAUUUUGCAUUUCUUUGUCCUUACUCCAAUUUUAGAAAAUUUUUGUUCACUUUGAGAAAAAAAAUUUGCAUAAAUACUUGUUUCACUUUGAUAAAAUUUGAAUGGGAUUAUAUGGAUUUAUAAUGCCACUUUUAAAUGAUAUACACAAAAUUUACUCUUUUAAAUUAAGCGUUUUUAAAGGAUUUUAUUUUAGAAUACAAUCUAUGCAAUCCUCUUUCAACCUGAAUUUCUUCGGUAGGUUAAACAGGUAGAUGAAUUCAGCCUUGUGAAGCUUCCCCUCUCCCUUUUUCAUUUCAGUUCAUUGUAUAUAAAUGGUACUCUGUACAGAUGACCUUCAUGUCCUAAGCUCAUUUUCUAAAGCUGGGAUUUAAAUAUCCUUCAAUAUUUAAAAUAUUCUUUUAAAAGCUGUUAGAGAUAGAACGUGAUUAACUUGGAAGGAGGCAUCUGUGUAGAAGUAAUGCAGGUACACAACCUAGAGUUUCUCCUUCGACUCUUCAGUCUUUUAUGAAGUGCUCUUAAACCCGUACCUUACCUGCCAGAGUCUGAAAUGUGUUCAUCGACGAUUUAGUGGUGUAUUUUAAACUGUAUUUAGUUGGCUCACCCCUCUUUUAAAACUAUUUGGUCAUCCCCUGGGAGGGAUAUGGUUGAAAGGAGUAAGGUCUCACUAUUUUCUUACCCAGUUUCAAACUUUAUAGACCCAGGGGUUAUUUGUUGUUGAUGGUGGUGACUUUUUUUUUUGGUUAA
Molecule: messenger RNA, 2717 nt
Organism: Leptonychotes weddellii (Weddell seal)
Lineage: Eukaryota; Metazoa; Chordata; Mammalia; Carnivora; Phocidae
Source: RefSeq, a predicted model, not a curated record